Molecule: messenger RNA, 298 nt
Organism: Staurois parvus
Lineage: Eukaryota; Metazoa; Chordata; Amphibia; Anura; Ranidae
Source: the annotation of a GenBank genome assembly
CAGAGACCUCAGGGAACAGGCAGGGGGUCAUACUGCUCUAUACAGGGGCCAAUGGGCAGAGACUGCAGAUUUGAAACAAGAGAUGGUCAGAGACUGCAGACAUACUACAGUAGAUGGUCAGAGAGACUGCAGACUUGUAACAGGAAAUGGUCAGAGACUGCAGACAUAAUACACUACUGGAGAUGGUCAGAGACUGCAGUAACAUGCUACAGGAGAUGAUUAGAGACUGCAGGAGAUAUGAAACAGGAGAUGGUCAGAGACUGCAGACAUACUACAGGAGAUGAUUAGAGACUACAGA